CAUACUCUGCUCUGUUCUGCUCUGCUCCGCUCCGCUCCGCUCCUUCUUCAUCCUCUGCAACACUCACCUCUCUCCUUGAGUCCAUUAUAUGCUAAAUCGAAGCAAAGUUUGUAGCUUGAUAUAGAAACAAAGCUUGAGAAGAAGAAAAAAAAUGAGGGGUCCUUUGGGUGCAGUAAUAGGAAGAUACCCAUCAAGUGAUGGAGUCACUCAAAUGGGAGCAAUCAUUAGCCACAAUAGGAAAUGCAGAGACAUAACUGUUCUUGUCAUCUUCAUUGCAUUUUGGAUAGCAAUGAUUGUUAACUCCAGCUUUGGUUUCAACCAAGGGAACCCCCUCAGGCUUACUUAUGGAGUGGAUUACAAAGGCAAUGUGUGUGGGGACAAGCAUUCAGAUCCUAACCUUAGUAAGUUGGAGGUUAGAUAUUGGCAAAAUCCUAAUCAGGUUUAUCAGAGUGGAUUGAAGGAUAGCCAAUUUAAGCUGGUUGAUGCACGCACUAUAUGCUUGUCUGAGUGCCCUAUACCUUCUGAUGAUUCUCUAAAUUGGGUGUGUGAUUAUCCUGAUGGAGAUAUUCGUCUUUCCAUGAAAGACUGGAUUAAUAGGAACUAUGAUUACUUUGAGUUUCUUACACCUGAAAUGAGAAACUCCUCUCUUCAACUUCAAGGUCCAUGCUAUCCUGUCAUAUUUCCUAGUGUAAAUGUUUACUGGAGUUGCCAGUUUAUUGCUCGACCGUCAAAUACUUCUUUGAAGCAUUGGCAGCAGAUGGGUGGAGUCAGCAUAAAUGAAAACAUUGUUAUUGAUAAAUCAAUUCACAAAUCCAUUAAUUCUCGGUCAGCUGUCUUGAAGAGAUACAUGGCUGAUAUGGGGAAGGCAUGGCCUGUGCUGAUUGUUUGUGGAGGAAUUUUGCCUCUUUUUCUGUCUGUGAUUUGGCUGAUGUUGAUUCGGCAUUUUGUUGCUGCAAUGCCAUGGAUUACAGUGGUUCUCUUUAAUGUUCUAAUAAUAUCAGUCACAAUGUUCUAUUACCUUAAAGCUGGAUGGAUUGGAAAUGAUGCUAUUUCUCCUAUCAUUGGUGAGCAUGACACUUAUACUAACGUAUUUGGGAGGGAACUAACUCAUCUACGUGCUAUCGCUAUACUUAUGACCUUUAUCAUGGCUGUUGCAAUUCUUACAUCAAUUGCUAUUGUCCGACGCAUCCUUAUGGCAACAUCUGUCCUGAAGGUUGCUGCAAAAGUCAUUGGAGAAGUUCAAGCUCUCAUUAUUUUCCCAAUUGUACCAUAUGCUAUCCUGGCAGUGUUUUACAUGUUUUGGAUUUCAGCUGCUCUACAUUUGUUCAGCUCUGGCCAGAUUGUUCAGAAUAACUGCAACGCUAACUGCUGCACAUAUGAUCUUGUGGCUAAACGGGUGAACUGUGAUCGCUGUUGUGGAUAUAGCAUUCAUUAUACACCACAUAUUGGAGUUGCAAUCCUUUUUCACCUAUUUGGGUGUUAUUGGGUUACACAAUUUUUCACAGCAUGUUCCUCUACAGUAAUUGCUGGAUCUAUUGCCUCUUAUUACUGGGCCCGAGGUGAAACAUCUCAAGAAAUUCCAUUUCUUACAGUCUUUUCCUCCAUGAAGAGGCUUAUGCGUUACAGUCUUGGGUCUGUCGCCCUUGGCUCUCUGAUUGUGUCAUUUGUAGAAUCAAUCCGAUUUCUGCUUGAAUCCAUUCGUCGCAAAAUAAAAGUCUCUGAUCAUUGGCCUGACAACUGGAUAGGGAAGGCUGCAUACCAAUCUUCUAGAUGUUUUCUCAGGUGUAUUGAGUGGACCAUCAAAUCAGUAAACCGAAAUGCUUACAUCAUGAUUGCUAUUACAGGAAAAAGCUUCUUUAGUGCUUCAUCUAUUGCAACAGAGUUGAUCAUGAAUAACAUCCUAAAGAUCGGGCGUCUUAACGUGAUUGGAGAUGUUAUCUUGUUCCUUGGAAAACUAUGUGUCAGCCUUGCAAGUGCUCUAUUUGCAUUCCUCAUGUUGGAUACACACAAGUACAGCUCUGCUCAUAACAAGAUAUCAUCUCCACUCUUGCCUGUUGUGGUAUGCUGGGCUCUUGGGUACAUUGUUGCAACUCUUUUUUUCGCAGUUGUGGAGAUGUCAAUUGAAACAAUUGUUCUCUCAUUCUGCCAAGAUUCUGAAGAGCACCAAGGGCUAGCCCAGUAUGCUCCACCCCUUCUCAUUGAAACUCUUGGUGACCACAAUGAGGUGCAGAGACUCACACAAGGACCACAGUGAAGUGUGUCCAUGUACGAUUUUGCUUAUGAUGAUAAGUUUUUAGAUAUUUUUGCUACCCCUUGUAUAUAUGUCUUGAUCAUAUACAUUUUUGGACAAAGGUUAUGGUGGGAUUAUCUUUUGAUAAGUUGGGUUAUUUAGAUUUAUAUAUACCAAGCUAUGAACACAAACAUAAUUAUUGUAUUAUGUAAUAUAAUC
This is a messenger RNA of Arachis stenosperma, 2449 nucleotides long. RefSeq names its product choline transporter protein 1-like. NCBI's taxonomy places the organism in Eukaryota, Viridiplantae, Streptophyta, Magnoliopsida, Fabales, Fabaceae. The transcript has 10 exons. Bases 152 to 2254 code for a protein of 700 amino acids. Gene Ontology annotation, molecular function: transmembrane transporter activity. Gene Ontology annotation, biological process: transmembrane transport. Gene Ontology annotation, cellular component: membrane. The record is from RefSeq and is a predicted model, not a curated record.